Setaria italica (foxtail millet) is the source of this 1009-nucleotide messenger RNA. RefSeq lists its product as uncharacterized. NCBI's taxonomy places the organism in Eukaryota, Viridiplantae, Streptophyta, Magnoliopsida, Poales, Poaceae. Gene Ontology annotation, molecular function: nucleotide binding. The record is from RefSeq and is a predicted model, not a curated record.
GCUGGGCCACCGCCGCUGCCGCGCGGGGCAAGCACGUGCUCCUCGAGAAGCCCACCGCGCUCUGCGCCGCCGACCUCGACGCCAUCCUCGCCGCCUGCGACGCCGCGGGGGUCCAGUUCAUGGACUCCACCAUGUGGAUGCACCACCCACGCACCGCCAAGAUGCGGGAGCUCGUCGGCGACAAGGACGCCAUCGGCGACAUCAAAGUGAUAAACAGCGUGUUCGGCUUUCGGGCAAACGAAGAUUUCCUCCAGAAUGACAUCAGGGUAAAGCCAGACCUCGAUGCCCUGGGCGCGCUCGGUGACGUUGGGUGGUACUGCAUCCGUGCAAUCUUGUGGGCUGUCGACUAUGAGCUGCCCAGGACAGUGAUUGCACUGCGUGAUCCUGUCAAGAACCGAGCUGGCGUGCUUCUUGCCUGUGGUGCGACGUUGUACUGGGCGGAUGGCAAGACCGCCACAUUCAACUGCUCCUUCCUCACCAAUCUCACCAUGGACAUCACCUUGGUUGGCACGAAUGGCACUCUCCAUGUCACUGACUUUGUCAUCCCAUAUGAAGAGAAAUCUGCAGAGUUCUCUGUGGCUUCGAAGUCAAGCUUUGCCAAUCUCCACAUUGGAUGGGAUCCUCUGCCAAGCAAGCACGUCGUCGCGACGGACCUGCCGCAGGAGGCCCUCAUGGUCCAGGAACUCGCGAGGCUUGUGCAGAGCAUCCGGGACGCUGGUGGCAAGCCUGAGGGGAAGUGGCCGGCUAUCACCAGGAAAACGCAGGUGGUGUUGGAUGCAGUGAAAGCUUCCAUCGACAAGGGGUCUGAGCCAGUCGAGAUUGCCAGCUAAAUGCCACAAACGACUGCUCGUCCGGGUGAAAACUCUGAACGCAAUGGCUUUGGCUUGUACUUGAUAUAUAUUUACUCUAAUUAUACUUAUCUAUCCUACACGAAAUCAUUACUUGUAAUAAUAAUCUGUCAAACUCAGGGGAAAGUUGCAACGUAUCAAGUCACACGUUAUUUCGGAUA